AUGGCACCAUUGAAAGUGUUGAUAUGUGGAGGCGGCUGUGCCGGACCAGCCUUGGCCUUCUGGCUCACCCGUCUUGGACAUCAAGUAACCAUCGUCGAGCGGUUCCCAGCUCUACGCGCAACUGGUGCACAAAUCGACUUCCGGGAACAAGGCAUUGCGACUCUCAAAGUAAUGGGGAUUAUAGAUGAGAUACGCGCCAAGCUAGUUGACGAAGCAGGCGUUGCUUUCGUCGAUACCAAUGGAAAGAUCUUGGGAACAGUGCUCGCCAAUACAUCAGGCAAAGGCGCCCAGUCCAUAACCUCUGAGUUUGAAAUCAUGAGAGGAGAUGUUGUAAGAAUCCUAUACGAUGCAACGAAGGAGGAUGUUAAGUAUAUCUUCAACACAACUGUGGAAAGUUUCGAGCAAGAUGAGAAGAGUGUACUUGCGCACUUCUCUAAUGGGACAUCGGAUACCUUUGAUAUCCUCGUCGGAGCAGAUGGUCAGGGCUCAAGAGUUCGAAAAGCUAUUGGACCAGCGGAUGCUCCGGAUCCUUACCGAAAACUCGGUAUUCACAUGGCUUAUUAUUUCAUCCCACGCGAAGAAGGGGACAGUAAUAUCCGCAGGACAUAUCAAGCAUCACAAGGUCGAAUGAUAUUCCGUCGGACGCACAACUCAACUGAGACUCAAGUUUAUCUCAUUCUCAAAGACAAUUCUCCCGAAGUCUCCAGUAUUCAUCGAGGUUCUGUUGAGCAGCAGAAAGAGUUCUGGACACAAAGAUUUCGCGGUGCAGGAUGGCAGACAGACCGAUUCCUGGAGGGCAUGAAGACAACAGAGAACUUUUACUCCCAAGAAGUUGUCCAGGUUCAGACAGAUACUUGGCAUAAAGGCCGUGUGAUCCUCCUAGGUGACGCAGCUCAUUGUCCCUCUCCGUUCAGUGGCAUGGGAACUACACUCGGUUUCAUCGGUGCCUAUGUGCUAGCGGGUGAGAUUCAGAAGAACCCAGAGAAUUUAUCCCUGGCUUUCGAGAACUACGACAAAGUGCUACGACCAUUUGUUGACGAGGUUCAGAAUAUCAAGAUUGGGCUUAUCCGGCGGGCUAUACCUGAUACUCAAUUAGGUGUUACGAUCAUUCAGUGGAUUGCUUGGUUCGUAUGCCUUCUGAGAAUUCCUUAUCUUAUUUCAAGGUUCUCGAGCGAGGAGAAGGCUGGUUGGCCAUUGCCAAAGUACCCUGCGCUCAAAGCGGACAAUUAA
Fusarium proliferatum ET1 is the source of this 1230-nucleotide messenger RNA. Its product is annotated as related to 2-polyprenyl-6-methoxyphenol hydroxylase and related FAD-dependent oxidoreductases. The record is from RefSeq and is a predicted model, not a curated record. The transcript has a single exon. NCBI's taxonomy places the organism in Eukaryota, Fungi, Ascomycota, Sordariomycetes, Hypocreales, Nectriaceae. Gene Ontology annotation, molecular function: FAD binding. Bases 1 to 1230 code for a protein of 409 amino acids.